AUGAGGUACUACUUUUCCCCUCGCGGCGUUUGCGAGCUGCGAUUUUCGAAUAUCCUGGCUGGUUUGGUCAUGCCCUUGCGUAUCACUUCUGCUCCCACAGCCGGUGUCCAGAAGCGCAAGUCUACAGCUCCCAGACCCCGCGCAUCGCCCUUUGCCGCCCAUGCGCGCCGCAAGCCGAGCGCUACCCCAACCGGCGCCGUGAAGGCAGCCGCGGAUCUCGAUGAUCAUGACCCUCUUCCCGAUAUAGGUGGUUCGCAAUUCAUCUCCGAGUCCGCCCCCGUCAAGAAUGUAGUGGAGGCCAUCCAAUAUAUUCGGACGCGAAUGUUUGACGAGCUCCCCGCACGAGCGGGGAUGAACAGUACCCGCAUUGCAGAGGUCUUGAAUUUGCGCCGGUCGCUGCCUGCACUUGCCUCGGUCGCACACGUCCAUACUCUGUUCAAUGCGCCUACACAGGUCGAACGGGAGAUCGUGGAGCUGGUCAAGGCAGGCCAUGUCCGGCGGCUGAUUAUACCGGGGCGCGGCAAUGAUGCAGCCGGGUUGGGAGACUGUUUGGUUCUUGCGGAAGACUGGGACGAGAUGGUCCGCGGGAGUUCGGCUUUAGAUCCAGCGGUCAAGGAGAAAUUCCUUGACAUUAUCAGCCGUAUCGGUACCAGCUCUGCAAUCUCACAGGGCGUGUUUACCGCCGACGAGUACCGGGCCUUGAUUCGCGCUGGAUUCCUCGUCUCGUCCUCUUCGUACACACAGGGAUCCCUGAGCAUCGUUUCUCUUCCUCAGCUGCCGGGAAUCGCGAUCUCCGCAGCCAGUCGGAGAGGCCCGGCCCCGAGUUCUGAUGCCGACCACGUACAGACCCAUGCCCAAGCUCGUGCCGCGACUCUAUUUUUAUCGUUCCCCAACACCGGAACGUAUCUUCGGUUGCUCGGCACCGGCCGUGCGCACUUGCUUGCCCUUCUCCAGCGAUCGGCUUGCAGCGAGGCCCCUUUGCACUUGCUCAAAGAUCGCUGGGACGGAGCAGUCGAAACGGAGAAGAACUUCCACCUGGCGAAAAGAGCCCGUGGCGAGUUUGCGGGGAUUCUGCCAGGGAAAACCAAGAAGUGGAAAGAGUUGUAUGGCAUGCGAUUCCAGUGGGUGUUGGAGGAAGCACUGGGGGCGGGCCUGGUAGAAAUCUUUGAAACCGGCAGCGUGGGACCAGGGAUUCGGCGUCUGUAA
Molecule: messenger RNA, 1206 nt
Organism: Penicillium macrosclerotiorum
Lineage: Eukaryota; Fungi; Ascomycota; Eurotiomycetes; Eurotiales; Aspergillaceae
Product: Stk19 family serine/threonine-protein kinase
Exons: 2
Coding region: 1-1206 (401 amino acids)
Biological process (GO): positive regulation of Ras protein signal transduction; protein phosphorylation
Molecular function (GO): protein serine/threonine kinase activity
Source: RefSeq, a predicted model, not a curated record